Hyaloscypha bicolor E is the source of this 1173-nucleotide messenger RNA. Its product is annotated as putative arsenite efflux transporter. Lineage: Eukaryota; Fungi; Ascomycota; Leotiomycetes; Helotiales; Hyaloscyphaceae. Gene Ontology annotation, cellular component: plasma membrane. The record is from RefSeq and is a predicted model, not a curated record. The transcript is spliced from 3 exons. Gene Ontology annotation, biological process: antimonite transmembrane transport; arsenite transport. The coding region runs from base 1 to 1173 and encodes 390 amino acids. Gene Ontology annotation, molecular function: arsenite transmembrane transporter activity; antimonite transmembrane transporter activity; antiporter activity.
AUGCCCCUCGAAGUUCAUUCUCCAGAUAUUCCCCAAAGCAAAGAGAAGCCUGACUCGGAUUUGACGCGGGCUCCUCCUUUGGAACCGGACGUGGAGCAACAAUCAACAAGCGAUUCACCAGACCCACACGCGGCAAAGACCUCUGCUUUCAAAGGCUUAGGGCUUCUGGACCGAUUCCUCGCAGUAUGGAUUCUCCUCGCCAUGGUCAUUGGUAUCAUCCUAGGGAACUUUGUCCCAAAUACGGGCCCUGCUCUGCAGGAGGGAAAGUUUGUCGGGGUCUCGAUUCCUAUCGCCGUUGGAUUGCUCGUAAUGAUGUAUCCGAUCUUGUGUAAAGUUCGAUAUGAAACUCUUCACCGAGUUAUGCAAGACCGCAAGGUUUGGGUGCAAAUUGGCUUCAGCAUCGUUGUCAAUUGGAUCGUUGCGCCACUUAUCAUGCUUGGUCUUGCCUGGGCCUUCCUUCCCGACAAACCUGGCCUCCGCGAGGGCUUGAUUCUCGUCGGUCUCGCAAGAUGUAUAGCUAUGGUCCUGAUCUGGACGGGGCUCGCUGGUGGUGACAACGAAUACUGUGCAAUUCUUGUGGCCAUCAACUCAAUGCUGCAGGUGGUUCUCUUCGCCCCUCUUGCGAUUCUGUAUCUGCGUGUUAUCAGUGGGGCCGACGCCAAAGUGUCCUACGAAGUCGUGGCCAAAUCCGUUGCCGUCUUCCUGGGCAUUCCUCUCGCCGCAGCCAUCACAACACGAUUCACACUCCGCAAGUUUAUGAGUCCACAAUGGUACGACACUGUGUUCAUCAAGUUCGCCAGCCCUUGGUCUCUCAUCGGUCUCCUGUUUACGAUUCUCGUGCUAUUCGCUUCUCAAGGACAUCAAGUCGUGCAUCAAAUCGUUUCAGUUGUCCGAGUCUCAGCACCAUUGAUUGUUUACUUUGCAGUCCUAUUCUUUGUCACUUUGUUAGUGACACACAAGUUGGGUUUUGGGUACAAACUCGCUGCAACCCAGAGUUUCACGGCAGCAAGCAACAAUUUUGAGCUCGCUAUCGCGGUCGCUAUUGCGACAUAUGGCCCAAACAGCGACCAAGCAUUGGCUUCUACUGUGGGGCCGCUUAUUGAGGUCCCUGUAUUGUUGGGAUUGGUCUACGUUGUGAAGGAAAUUGGACGGAGACGAGGGUGGAAGGAUUGA